UUCACACUACCAACGCAAGCCAGGUGCGUGGAAGCAAGCAGAGUGACUACAUCAACAACCUGACAGCCGUUGUCACACGAGUUUUCGUUCAUAUUUAAAAGAAAAUUCAGUACCUUACUGCGACAUGACAUACCUCAAGUCAUGGGAGGAGUUCGAACGCGCUGCCGAGCGGCUGUAUCUACAGGAUCCCAUGAAGAGUCGUUUUACUAUGAAGUAUGUCCACAGUAAACAAAUCGUUAAUUUGAAAAUGACAGAUGAUGUUGUGUGCUUGCAGUUCAAAACCGAUUUAUUACAAGACAUUAAGAAAAUAGAGAAAUUUUCAAGUAAUCUCAUGAGACAUAUGGCUUCAUAGUUGGAAAGUUAGGUGUUAACAAAAUUUUAUAUGGUGUUUGGUGUAUGUGUAAUAUUGUCCAUUUUUGAAAGGAAGAAUUGCCAGAGUGAUGCCUCUAACAAAUUGUUAAUUCAUAUCACUUCAACAACAGUAAAAAUAUAGACAAACAAAAAUACAGCUAUACGAAAACAGAGAUUUGCUCCUGUCCCUCAAUUCUCGACUAUUCUUGUCUAAUUUUUUUUUUGUGUGUGUGUUGAGGUUUGUUUAAUAAAAGCUAUUUUUAUAUUGA
This is a messenger RNA of Frankliniella occidentalis (western flower thrips), 620 nucleotides long. RefSeq names its product signal recognition particle 9 kDa protein (gene Srp9). Gene Ontology annotation, molecular function: 7S RNA binding. The record is from RefSeq and is a predicted model, not a curated record. Gene Ontology annotation, biological process: negative regulation of translational elongation; SRP-dependent cotranslational protein targeting to membrane. The transcript is spliced from 3 exons. The coding region runs from base 125 to 352 and encodes 75 amino acids. NCBI's taxonomy places the organism in Eukaryota, Metazoa, Arthropoda, Insecta, Thysanoptera, Thripidae. Gene Ontology annotation, cellular component: signal recognition particle, endoplasmic reticulum targeting.